Carassius gibelio (silver crucian carp) is the source of this 2265-nucleotide messenger RNA. Its product is annotated as cytochrome P450 1B1-like. The coding region runs from base 197 to 1768 and encodes 523 amino acids. NCBI's taxonomy places the organism in Eukaryota, Metazoa, Chordata, Actinopteri, Cypriniformes, Cyprinidae. Gene Ontology annotation, molecular function: steroid 17-alpha-monooxygenase activity; iron ion binding; heme binding. The record is from RefSeq and is a predicted model, not a curated record. The transcript has a single exon. Gene Ontology annotation, biological process: progesterone metabolic process; hormone biosynthetic process.
CAUUCUUCUAAUCUGGUCAUCUCUGGACAGACACCGCAGCUCCGCAAACCCUGACCCGUCUUCCUGUAACCCCACAGCCGGAGAGGGCAGAAAACAGCAGGGUUCUCAAAUUCUUUCUUUCUCAGCAUUCAUGAUGGGGAGUUACUAAAACACUUGCAAUUUAUACAAAAACAAACCUUUAGAGCUUCAGAAUACGAUGGCAAUUUCAGACACAGAAUUCGGCAUGGAGGGCAGUAGCAUCCUUAAGGAAUGGAGCGGACAAAUCCAGCCAGCACUCAUUGCAUCUUUCAUCUUCCUCUGCUGUCUGGAGGCUUGUUUCUGGGUCAGGAACCUCACUCUCAAAAAGAGGCUUCCAGGCCCGUUCGCAUGGCCUUUAGUGGGCAACGCCAUGCAGCUGGGACAAAUGCCACACAUCACCUUCUCCAAGCUGGCGAAGAAGUACGGAAACGUCUACCAGAUCAGACUCGGGCGAAGCGACAUUGUGGUUCUGAAUGGAGACGCUGCUAUACGCAAGGCACUCAUUGAACACAGCACUGAAUUUGCCGGGAGGCCAAACUUUCUGUCUUUUCAGAUGAUCUCCGGCGGUCGGAGCAUGGUGUUCAGCAGUUACAGCAAACAGUGGAAGGUGCAUCGGAAAGUAGCUCAAUCCACUUUAAGAGCAUUCUCGUUAGCUAACACUCAAACUAAACACACAUUCGAACAACACGUUGUUGGCGAAGCCAUGGAUCUGGUCCAGAAGUUUCUGAGGCUCGGCGCCGACGGACGACACUUCAAUCCUUCGCACGAAUUCACCGUCGCCGCCGCAAACGUCAUCUGCGCGCUCUGCUUUGGGAAACGCUAUGGCCACGACGAUCCCGAGUUUAGGACUCUUCUGAAAAGAGUGGAUAAGUUUGGCGAAACUGUUGGCGCUGGAAGCCUGGUGGAUGUUAUGCCUUGGCUGCAGUCGUUUCCCAAUCCGGUACGAAGCGUUUAUCAAAACUUCAAGCUCCUUAAUGAAGAGUUCUUCGCUUAUGUGAAGGACAAAGUGAUGCAGCAUAGAGACACGUACGACCCUGCGGUCACCCGUGACAUGAGCGAUGCAAUCAUCGGCGUAAUUGAGCACGGGAAAGAGAGCAUGCUGACUAAAGACUUUGUUGAGUCUACGGUCACUGAUUUAAUCGGUGCAGGACAAGACACGGUGUCCACAGCCAUGCAAUGGAUUCUUCUGCUUUUAGUCAAAUACCCAUCAAUCCAAACCAAACUCCAAGAGCAGAUUGAUAAAGUAGUCGGUCGUGACAGACUCCCAUCAAUAGAAGACAAGAGCAACCUGACCUACCUGGACGCCUUCAUCUACGAAACCAUGCGCUACACCAGCUUCGUCCCCGUCACCAUACCACACUCCACCACCGCAGACGUCACCAUCGAAGGUCUCCACAUCCCCAAAGACACCGUGGUGUUCAUCAACCAAUGGUCCGUCAACCACGACCCUCAAAAGUGGCAGGAUCCUCACGUCUUCAACCCGUCGAGAUUCCUGGACGAGACCGGAGCUCUGGAUAAAGACCUGACCAACAGCGUGAUGAUCUUUUCUAUCGGGAAGAGACGAUGCAUUGGCGAUCAAAUCGCCAAAGUGGAGGUUUUUCUGUUCUCUGCCAUGUUAAUCCACCAACUAACCUUUGAGAACGACCCAUCACAGGACUUGAGUUUAAACUGCUCUUAUGGGUUAACACUAAAGCCAUUUGAUUAUAAAAUCUCUGCCAAACCCAGAGGAAGCAUAUUUAAUGAAGAAUAAAUGACUGUGUGUGCUUUCAAAACCCACUGUCUCUGAUAUAUUACACUAUGCAGAAUAAGGUAUGUACUUCAUAUUUAGCAACACUGAACUUCAGAGAUAGUAUAUUAAUAUAGUUCACUAUAUACACGUGUAGAUUAAUGUAUGACUAAAUCGAAAUGUUUUGUAAUCAAGAGUAACUAAAGGAAAAGGGCCAAAAGGAAUAAAAAUGGUGUCAGCAAGUUUUUAUAUUAUGCUUACAUUUAUUUUAAAAUUUGCUACUUUCUAAAAAAAACUAUUCUGAAAAAAUUUCGUAUAUAUAUAAAUGAACUUCGUCAUUAAAAGAGCAAUUGCUUUUAAUAAAUAAAUAAAGGAAAAGCAAGAUAAAUGUCUAAAUUCCUUUUUUUUCUACAAGUUUUCAAAACCCUGUCAUUUUUAAAAAGUUGAUGUUGAAAAAUGAUACAUGAAUGUGACUUAAAACUGUUUUUAUUGAUGUAAAUAAAAUGCAUUGUCGACUACAA